This is a messenger RNA of Aspergillus niger, 1284 nucleotides long. RefSeq lists its product as uncharacterized. The transcript has 3 exons. NCBI's taxonomy places the organism in Eukaryota, Fungi, Ascomycota, Eurotiomycetes, Eurotiales, Aspergillaceae. The record is from RefSeq and is a predicted model, not a curated record. Bases 1 to 1284 code for a protein of 427 amino acids.
AUGGGAGGCGGCCAGUCCUCAGAGCUGUCCUAUUUCUUCAACAAACUCAUCGCCCACGUUCUAAGAUGGUCCAUUGGUGACCGAAAUCUGCACACACCUGGGAAUACCCGCCUUGCAUGCGCUUCGACUGACCUGUCGGUCGCUCUUCAUUACAACGGCCGAUACCUGCCGACUCGCACUUUCCGCAGCAUUUGCGUCCUGCUCACCACCGACGGGCUCCAUCGACUGUCAGAGCUUUCCAUGCAGGAGGGCAUCUGCGAACAUGUGGAGAGUCUUACGGUUGUCCCGGAGCUGUUUAAUGGUGAAUAUAACGCCCCCUACUCGACUCUUUCGCGGUGGGAUUGUAUCCAAGGGGCUUGGGGGACAUCCCAGCAGGAGCAGGACUCUGAACAAGUCGAUGGCAAGGCAUACUAUGCCGUCUACAAGGCUGCCAUGGCGGACCAUCAACACGCGCUGACCUCGGCGACUUCCAUCAUCCUUCUCCAAGACUGUCUGAGGCGGUUUGUCAACUUGUCAUCGGUCGGGUUACAAGAUUGCCCUACCGCAGGGACAGGGGACACCUGUCUAGGCUGGCGCAGACUCAGAGCUCAGCUGGGUUUCUACCCCGACUUCGAGAGGGAGCGCUUCCCGCACAAACAGAUCGCCAGAGAGCAUGAUCUGGCUUUCUCUCUCCUUGCAGAGGCUCUGAUUGCCAGUGGUCGAAAGGUGAAGAGGCUGUCGACCUGUGGCUCACAUAGCUACGGUGUGGGACUUGGCAGGAUGCAACUGACCCCCGAAGCAUGGGCAUCUUUUCUUUCCUGCCUCAAGGGAUUGUCGCACUUACACUUCUGUCAUGAGAGCUCGGCCAUUUCUUCUCACCCAGAGCGUCUGUGUGAGUUGUUGGCGGCGGUUGCCCCAAGUCUCGAAACACUACGCUACCAAAUCGGGCCCUACACUUCGUCAAUCUACCGGGAACCUUUCCGUGUUCGUGAGCUUUUUCAAGGGAUACCGUUUCAGCGCCUGCAAACUGUGCGCCUGCGGCUAAUAGAACUUCCGAUGGACACUCUAGAACAAUUCCUUCGUGCAGUGUCACCCACUUUGCAGAUCCUAACUGUGAGAGCGAUCAGCCUGGCUGAGCCUGAUGAUCCGUCCGAUCCUCUCCCCCAAGACAUGGAGGAGCAGACCAAGCACCAUUGGUGGCGUCUUUUGGAGUUCAUCCGCGAUGAGCUUAACCUGCAAUUCUUUGUAUUACGGAAGCCACCACCAUGUAUAACUAUACCUUGCUCCGUCACUAUAUUCUGCUAA